UAUUACAAAAAUAUUAUAUUUUGUCAUAGCCAUAAGCCAUUAGCCACUUUAACACGCGUAGUAUAAUGGUUAUUCAUGUUUUUUACAGUUUUAUGGAAAAUAUAUUUAUUUUUAAAACCUUGACUCUUGUACAGCUAACAUUUUUAAUUUUAUUGCUUGAACAAUAAUUACUUAUUAAGUUUAUAUAGUUCGUACAUGUGUACAUGUGUAUAAUUCAUAAGCAUUGUUUUAUUAUUGUAUAAUUAUUAAUAUAUUCUUAUCUUCAUGUUAAAAGCUAAUAGAAAAAAUUAAAUAGAAGAGAAUGCAGAUAGCAUCACCACAGAACAAUUUAAAGUCGUGCUCAAGACCCUAGACUUAUUAACAUAGGUCUUUUUAGGUCUAUGCUCAAGACACAAGUAAACUGUAAACAAUAGAUAAGAUAAUAUUUUGAUUUUUGAAUUGCUACAGCACUACAACAGCAUUGCUAGCAGUAUUAAACUUGAAACUUGUUAAAUGAAAAAAUGCGAUUAUGCGAGUACCUAUUGAUCAUUGAAUAAUAAUAAUUUAUAAAAUCACUGAUAUAAGUCUCAUUAAAUCUCUUAAAAAUUUAAAUUUAAUGUUUAUGUAAUUUAUAUGUGGUAUUUGUUUACGUUAUAUUUUCCAAUUAGUUACCUAAUAGCCAAUAGGCGGUACCUAAUAUUAAUUUUUAUAUAAUUGGUAUAUUGAGAACUUAAAAACUUAACCAGUCACUCAUAUAAACGACUUGAACGUUUGUCUUAUCUUGAACUUCUUGAAGGUAUUUUAUUAAUGAAUAAUAGGCUUAUUAAAUUAUGGAUGAAAAAAAUCAUUUUUAAUAUUGUAAAUUGAUUAUUAUUAUUUAUCAAUAUUUAUUUAACUAUACCUAAAUUGUACCUAAUUUUUCUAUUGAAUUCUAAUGGUUUAAUAUAUCAUACUAUUAUUGCAUAAUUUUAACCAACUUAAACAUCUUUAAGUUAAAUUUCAAACAAGUAUUUGAUUGAAAUAGUUACCUUUCAUUUUGCAUCUUUUUGAAGACAGAUUGUUUUAAAUCAAUAAAAUAUUUAAACUGAUAAUCAAAAAAAAAGAAGAAAAAUUAAGAAGAUACAUAAAUGUGCAAUCGUCCAUUAUUGAAACAUGAAAUAUCCAACAUCGUUGACUGUUUGUACAUCAUUAUUGACUAUAAGAUUGUUCCAUCUAUAUAUAAUUCGUUCAUGGUAUGUCCCAGAUGAAUACUGGCAGUCUUUAGAGAUAGCGCAUUAUAUUACUUUUGGUUUUGGAUAUCGCACUUGGGAGUGGAUUGUCGGUAUAAGAAGUUACUUAUCCAUUUCAUGGAUUGUAAUAAUAUAUAAGAUUUUAAAAUUUUUCUCCCUUGACACAUUACAAUUUUUAAUAUGGAGUCCUCGCUUUCUACAAACACUCUUUUCGACAUUCUCAGAUUACUGUUUUGUGUCCUGGAUACAAAAACACUCUAAAUGUUCAAAUGUAUUUUGGCCAGUUGUUUGUUAUAUGUCAAGUCCGUUUUUGGCAUAUUGUUCGACGCGUACCUUAGUUAACACAUUGGAAACCAACUUGACAACAAUUGCCUUGUAUUAUUACCCUUGGUCAUUGAGGAAUAAAGACGUCACAUUUUUAUGGAUAGUUGCUCUUGUUUGUGUUAUGCGCCCAACAGCAAUAAUAGUGUGGCUACCAUUAAUUGUAUUUGAUUUUUUUGCUCAUAAACGUUACACGCUAAAUAACCUAGCAAGGUAUAUUUGUAUUGGUUUGACGUCACUUAUGCUUUCUAUAACAUUAGAUUCAUACUUUCACGGUUCUUUUGUUGUUACACACUGGAAUUUUUUGUAUUAUAAUAUUAUAAAAAAAGUCAAUGCUCAUUAUUCCGUUGAACAUUGGUAUUGGUACUUUGUCAGUGGAUUACCACCAGUGUUGGGACCUAUAUUUUUUAUAUUCAUUUAUUGUUUUAUCAAAAAAAUAAGACACAUUGAUCUUAAUGAUACUGAAUCCAAGUUGAUAAUCACAGUAUUUUGGACUUUGUCUGUGUUAAGUAUGAUUGCUCAUAAAGAACAAAGAUUUCUACUACCAUUGUUUCCUAUGAUAUUUUUUAUUACAUCUCAACAAAUUUCUAUAGUUUGUAAAAAGUUUAUAAAAUUAGGAACCUUUACGGUCAUAUUAAAUAUCAUAGUAUUGAUUUAUUUGGGACGGUAUCAUCAAAUAGGGUCUACCAGAGUUAUGCCAUAUUUAGCUAAGAUACCUCAAAAUUCAACAUUAUUAUUUCUAAUGCCAUGUCACUCAACUCCACUUUAUAGUCAUCUUCAUUUGAAUAUAUCUGCAAGGAUUUUAACAUGUGAGCCAAACCUAAACGGCAUUUCAAAUUAUACUGAUGAAGCUGAUAUAUUUUUUGAAAAUCCAAAUAAGUGGCUUGAUGAGUCGUAUUCCGCUGAAAGUAAUAACAAUUUACCAACACACAUAGUAAUGUUUGAGGUACUAUCAAACACACUACAUGCAUUUUUAACUAAAGGAAAAUACAAGAAUGUUUUGUCAAUGUUUCAUACCGAUUUUCCAUCUGCGAGAAUUGGACGGUACAUAAAUGUGUUUUCAUGUAUUGAACACCCCGAUCAGUAUAAUUAUUUUGAAGGUCGUUUUGGGUAAAUUAGAAUGUUUAAGGUUUGAUUAUAUUUGUAUUAACUAUGUUUUACAUUUUGGUUUUGUUAUAUAAUAGAAUAUUGAAGUUUAUAUGAAUUAAUUGAAAACUAUUGGAUCAUGUUGAAUACCUGUUACCAAUUAAUGUAUGAUUUUGUUUUUAAUUGUAUGUUGUUAAGUUAUCUUAUUACAAUGAUUUAAAAUGUUCAAUGUUAAUACUUGUUGUAUUUCUUUUUAAAUUUAAAUUCCUUCUAUAUUUUCUAAAAAUACAGUAAGAUUACAGUGUCAAUGAUGGUUAAUCAUGUGUAUAGCUGUAAACAUUUUUUAUUUUCAUUUUUUUUUAUCUUCCACAGUGCUUGGUCUAGAAAGGGCUAAACUACUGUGUUUCAUAUGAACAUAUCUGAAAUAAAUUAAAAUAAAAUAAUAUUUGGGUUAUCAUUUAUCAAUAAUCAUGUUUAUAUUUUAUUAAUAAUAGGCGGAAGUCUUAAAAUUUUAGGGGGGCUACAUCAAUGUGAGCACUUAUGAUAAUAAUAAAAAAAAAAAAAUGUUUCGUAGGAAAGACGAAAACGAUGCGAGACGUGAGUUGGUUGAAGGUUAUAUUUUAUAAAAAAAACCAAUUAACCACCAAAUUUUUGAGGUUCCGUAGAAUUAUGUUAACAACUUAGGCAAGCGCUUCAAAAACAAAAAAGUUUGAGGACCACUGCUAAUUUCUAUACAGUUUUUGUUUUUGAUUUGAUUAUUUAUCGAAGCAUAUUGUAGUAGGGAAGUAUCGAAAACUUUGGAAGAUGGGUAUAUAUCUUAUUAUAGAAAUUCGCUGUACUAAACCGGUUAAAAAUUAUCCCGCACCGGGAUAAUGAACCGUGUAAAUUAUAUGGUCCAAACAUCCCAAUGCAUUAUUUUUCACACCG
Messenger RNA from Metopolophium dirhodum (rose-grain aphid), 3542 nucleotides. It is a transcript of the gene PIG-B, whose product is annotated as GPI mannosyltransferase 3. Gene Ontology annotation, molecular function: alpha-1,2-mannosyltransferase activity. The record is from RefSeq and is a predicted model, not a curated record. Gene Ontology annotation, cellular component: endoplasmic reticulum membrane. The coding region runs from base 1132 to 2643 and encodes 503 amino acids. NCBI's taxonomy places the organism in Eukaryota, Metazoa, Arthropoda, Insecta, Hemiptera, Aphididae. The transcript is spliced from 2 exons. Gene Ontology annotation, biological process: GPI anchor biosynthetic process.